AAACCCGGAAGUAAACAGUAGCGUUAGAAGCUUGAAACCCAUGCUGACUCAGAGAUGUUAGAAAAGGUUUAACCUCUCGUCUGCUUCUCCGUAGCGCAACAGUCACAUCAGUGAAGCCACUGUUUAGACAGACGUACAGCGGUGUGGAGCAGCAGACACUUCACUCAUCACAGAUAUAAGCAGAGAGAAGCCUGAUGAACAGCGAGAUCUUCAGAAGCCUGAUGAACAGCGAGAUCUUCAGCCUGAGCGAGAGGCUGGUGUCCUCCUCUUAUGUGCAGCAGGGCCUGCAGGCUCGGCGUGCUCACGAGCAGCUCAUCAGACUGCUUCUGCAGCAGGGCAAAUGUCCAGAGGAGGGGUGGAGUGAGAGCACCGUCGAGCUCUUUCUGAACGAGCUGGCAGUCAUGGACAGUAAUAACUUCUUGGGGAACUGUGGUGUGGGCGAGCGAGAGGGCCGGGUCGCCUCAGGCCUGGUGGCCAGGAGACAUUACAGACUGAUCCACGGCAUCGGCCGCUCGGGGGACAUUGCUGCUGUUCAGCCCAAAGCUGCCGGUUCAAGCCUCCUGAAUAAAAUCACUAAUUCAGUCAUGCUGGACGUGCUCAGAUUUACAGGUGUUAGGAGCGUGUCCUCGUGCUUCGUGGUCCCGAUGGCCACAGGAAUGAGUCUGACGCUGUGCUUCCUCACGCUGAGACACAGGAGGCCAGGAGCGCGUUUCAUCCUCUGGCCUCGCAUCGACCAGAAGUCCUGUUUCAAAUCCAUGCUGACGGCUGGCUUUGAGCCUGUGGUGAUAGAGAAUGUGCUGGAAGGAGACGAGCUGAGGACAAACCUGGAGGAAGUGGAGAGGAAGAUCGAGGAGCUGGGAGCUGAGAACUUCCUGUGUAUCCAUUCCACCACUUCCUGUUUUGCUCCGCGAGUCCCUGACAGGCUCGAGGAACUUGCUGUUCUGUGCGCAAAACAUGAUAUUCCCCAUAUAGUCAAUAACGCUUAUGGAAUGCAGUCAUCCAAAUGCAUGCACCUUAUUCAGCAGGGGGCUCGCGUUGGGAGAAUCGAUGCCUUUGUCCAGAGUCUUGAUAAAAACUUCAUGGUCCCGGUCGGCGGUGCCAUCAUCGCAGGCUUUGAUGAGAACUUCAUUAAGGAGAUCAGUAAGAUGUAUCCAGGUCGAGCUUCUGCGUCCCCGUCUCUAGACGUCCUCAUUACGCUGCUCACACUGGGAGCCAACGGCUACAAGAAACUCUUGGCUGAGAGAAAGGAGCUGUAUGGUCACCUGGCGCAGGAGCUGAGCGCUCUAGCCGAGAGACACGGGGAGAGACUGCUGCAUACGCCACACAAUCCAAUAUCACUGGCGAUGUCUCUGAACCGUCUCCAGACACACAGCACCGCAGCAGUCACGCAGCUGGGCUCCAUGCUCUUCACCAGACAGGUGUCUGGAGCCAGGGUUGUCCCGCUGGGUGUGGAGCAGACCGUGAGCGGACACACGUUUCGUGGCUUCAUGUCGCACGCAGAUGCCUAUCCGUGCCCGUACCUUAACGCAGCCUCUGCUAUUGGAAUAACCAGAGAUGAUAUAACACUGUGCAUCAAGAGACUCGAUAAAUGCCUCAAGAGCCUUAGCAAAGAAGCUCCUGCAGAGAAGAGUGAGUCAGGAUCGCCAGCUGAAGAUGUGGACGACCAAACCGUGCCCUGAUGCUCUCGGUGAAAGAGUUUGAUGCAUAGGAAUCAUUUUUUCAUAAUUUGAUCUUGUGGCAAUAACCUUGUGUGUGAAUGUUGAUAAAUCAACAUAUGGCCACAAAUGCAUUCAUUUUCCCCAUGCUCAGUAAAUGCGACCCGUGUUUGACAGUAUACCCUAACUGACAAUAAAUACAUUAUUUUG
Molecule: messenger RNA, 1865 nt
Organism: Sinocyclocheilus grahami
Lineage: Eukaryota; Metazoa; Chordata; Actinopteri; Cypriniformes; Cyprinidae
Product: O-phosphoseryl-tRNA(Sec) selenium transferase
Exons: 12
Coding region: 195-1679 (494 amino acids)
Biological process (GO): conversion of seryl-tRNAsec to selenocys-tRNAsec; selenocysteine incorporation
Molecular function (GO): tRNA binding; O-phosphoseryl-tRNA(Sec) selenium transferase activity
Source: RefSeq, a predicted model, not a curated record